AUGUGACUGCUGGUUCUGUGCCUUGUCCUAUUCCUAGGGGGGACUGGUGCCGUCCCCUCUGUCCAGUCCCGCAUUGUAGGAGGCUGGGAGUGUGAGAAGCAUUCCCAGCCCUGGCAGGUAGCUGUGUACCACGAUGGCUUAGCAGUGUGUGGGGGCGUCCUGGUGCACCCCCAGUGGGUGCUCACCGCUGCCCACUGCCUUCUAAGCCACAGCCUGGUCUUGCUGGGUCGCCACAACCUGUUUGAAAGGGAAGACACAGCCCAGCACAUCCGCAUCAGCUCCUUUCUCCCCUAUCCGCUCUACCACAUCAGCCUCCUGUGGGCCGGAGAGGCCGGCCUCAGCCAUGACCUGAUGCUGCUCCGCCUGUCGGAGGUGGCCAACAUCACCGAUGCUUCUGUGCAGGUCCUCGACUUGCCCACACGGGAGCCACAGCCGGGGAGCACGUGUUUGGCCUCCGGCUGGGGCAACAUUGAGCCAGAGGUAGACCAGUUUGUGCUCCCCAGGACUCUGCAGUGCAUGGACCUCAGCCUCCUGUCCCUUGACCUGUGUCAGAGAGCCUACUCCAAGCUGGUGACCGAGUUUAUGCUGUGUGCAGACUUAAAGGGCGGCAAAGACUCCUGUGUGGGUGACUCCGGGGGACCCCUGAUCUGUGGGGGUGCCCUGCAGGGCAUCGUGUCCUGGGGCGACGUCCCCUGUGACACUACCGCUAAGGCUGGUGUCUAUACCAAGGUAUGCCGCUACUUGCAGUGGAUCAGGGAAACCAUAAGGAGGAACUAACCGACCUGACACCUGUGCCCCUGCCUGGGGAGCGGGAGUCCCCGUGGCGGGCCAGCAGCCCCGUCCAGACCUGGGACAGAAGCAAGCUCCCAUCCAAAUCUCAGGAGGCAGCCAUGGUCUUGUGGUACC
This is a messenger RNA of Cavia porcellus (domestic guinea pig), 906 nucleotides long. RefSeq names its product kallikrein-2. Gene Ontology annotation, biological process: zymogen activation; regulation of systemic arterial blood pressure. NCBI's taxonomy places the organism in Eukaryota, Metazoa, Chordata, Mammalia, Rodentia, Caviidae. Gene Ontology annotation, molecular function: serine-type endopeptidase activity. Gene Ontology annotation, cellular component: secretory granule. The record is from RefSeq and is a predicted model, not a curated record.